AUGACAGACACGAUCGACCUCGCAGAGUAUCUCUGGUUGCGACUCAAACAGCUUGGUGUCAACACGGUCCAUGGUGUCCCGGGAGACUACAAUCUCUGUGCGCUGGACUAUAUCGAACCCCUGGGUCUUCACUGGGCUGGUAAUUCGAACGAACUGAAUGCCGGCUAUGCAGUCGACGCGUAUGCCCGAGUCAAGGGAAUCGGCGCCCUGAUAACAACCUCUGGGGUGGGAGAGCUGUCGGCCAUCAACGCCAUCGCCGGCGCCUACGCCGAGCGCUCACCGGUGGUGCAUAUCACCGGCACGCCCCCGACAACCGCGCAGUCAUCGGGUGCAUUUCUUCAUCAUACCAUGGGGGAUGGCGACUUCCGCCGCUUUGCGAAGAUGGCACAGCACGUAGUUGUCGCACAGGCCAACCUUUGCAACCGUGACACAGCACCUGAUGACGUCGACCGAGUCCUCAGGAUGUGCAAGCUGCACAGCCGCCCAGUCUACAUCGAGCUCCCGACGGACAUGGUCAAGACUCAAGUCCCCGGCUCACGACUCGAGAAUGCCAUUGACCUGACCGUGCCGAGGAGCCCCAAUGACCAGGCCCUGGAGGCGGCAGCCGCCGUUAUUCUAGACCGUCUGUAUGCCGCUCGGCAGCCCUUCCUUUUGCUCGACGGACUGCUCACCAGGUACAACUCCCGGGAGGAGGCCGGAGAGCUGACCCGUGCGCUGGGGAUCCCGACCUGCUCAACCGCCUUUGGGAAGAGCGUCCUGGUGGACCGGCCGCCAAACUACUACGGAGUUUAUGCUGGUACGACGGGCGAUCAGUCGCUGCACUCGUGGGUUCAGCAUUGUGACCUCGUGCUGGCUCUUGGCCCGCUCUUUUGCGACUCGAAUACCUUCGGCUUCACCACCAAGCCCGAUCCGGCGUUGACGAUCGCGAUCCACAAAGACCACGUUGAAUUCGGUAGCCAGGAUGAGAUUAAGACCAUCCUCAACGUCCCGAUGAAGCAGCUCCUCCAAGCCAUGCUUGGCCGUCUCGACCCUGCCAAGCUCAAGUCGCAGACUACUGAUAGCACUUCACCGCUAUUGUCGAGCGUGACUAAGUCGUCGCCCAUGGUAAGCCCAGAUGCCAGCGGCGCGUUGCAUCACCAGGAGCUCUGGAAGUUCAUUUCGCCACAUCUGGCUGAAGGAGACAUCGUGCUUGCCGACACGGGAACAAGCUCAAUAGGGUCCAGCGCCUUGAGACUCCCUGCCCGAUGCAGCUACAUAACAUCUCCGCUCUGGCUCUCGAUCGGCUUCGCAUUGCCCGCGGCGGCAGGCGCCUCGGCGGCGGAGCACGACAUUGCAACGGCAGCGAAGCGGCCGGCCGGCCGGACCAUCUUGUUCGAGGGAGACGGCAGCUUCCAGAUGACGGUCCAGUCGGUUAGCGACAUGAUCCGGGCGAGGUUGAACGUCAUCAUCUUUGUCCUGAACAACAACGGAUACACGGUAGAGCGUUGGAUCCACGGCAUGGAAGCCGAGUACAACAACAUUGCGCCCUGGCAGUACCUCCGGACGGCUGACUACUUUGGCGCACCGCAGGACGAGGAAUCGUAUCCCGUCAUCGCCCGACGCGCAUCCACGUGGAAGGAACUGACUGCGGUUCUCCGCGACCCUGUCAUUAUAAAGGGACAGGGCCUCGCCAUUGUGGAACUGAUACUGGGGGAGUCGGAUGCGCCGGUGGCCCUCCAGGAGAUGGCGGCGGCAGCGGCGCAGAAGUUCUGCAGCUAA
Clonostachys rhizophaga is the source of this 1758-nucleotide messenger RNA. Lineage: Eukaryota; Fungi; Ascomycota; Sordariomycetes; Hypocreales; Bionectriaceae. The record is from the annotation of a GenBank genome assembly.